CGCAAGAGCCAAGCUUCGGUCGCAGUGGCUCAGGACUAACAAGGGAACCUGCACUCAUGUCACAAGCUUAAGAAAGAGCUCAUGGACAAGAACAAAAGAAUGCGGUCAACUUCUAUAUCCUUUGUGCAAAGGAUGCCUCGGGUGAAGUCCAUUGGCAGAAUUUAUAUAAGGGUUUGCAUCGGGUUUCACUGGCAGUAAAGGGAAGGUAUGAGGCAUUCCAGAAAAUAGAGGAUGCUCCGAGGGCUACCAAAGCUGGCAAUUCUUUACUGGAGACACUAGGUAUAAUUGAAGGUUCUCUUUCUGAAGAUGAUGGAAAUGGAUAUGAGUAUAUCAAUGGUGGACACCUGUUGACAACCUACACUGCUAAACCUUCUUCUUCAGUUGCUACCUUGAUAGUGGCCAAUACUGAAGGAUUGUGGAAAAGGUCAAACCGCUGCUUACUUGUAAACCUAUUGGUUGGUAAAGGUGAUACGCUUGAGUCAUUUGUUACUAAUGGAGAGCCCUUGCAAACAGCUAUGCCAUCAGAGAAUGAGGAAUCAAGGUUGGUAAAUAGCAAGUGAAGUUUUGGAAGGGCUGCAUAAGUUUGAUGGCUUCAGAUUUGAUGAUAAAAUUCCUGUGAAGUAUGUCCGAAAAGGUGUGGGGGUAAGAGCUACUGGAACCUGGAAGGAAAAGGUUGGUUAUAUUACUGGUGGAUUCCUUGACAUCUUCCUGGUGCUUGACAAUGAAUUCAAUUCAUCUAUCUUCCAAACAGCCUUGAUAAUUGGUGAGAAUGUAAGGAGAAGGCUGAUAGGUUGUAUACUAGUUCAAAGGGAGGGUGCAGGAAAUGUUGAGGCCAAUGCCAGCUCUCUUUCACAGCUUGCUUUACUCGAAGGGACAAUUGCUGAAGCUGCAAUGGGCCUAAGCGAGGUAUUGAUGAAAGCUGCAUCCUACAGAGUGAUAUGUGUACUGGUUGGUGGCAGGUGUUAGUUGAUCUGAUUAUUACAGAUCUUAAAACUUCAGAUAAAACUGUGGUAUCAACUGAUAUUGAUUCAGCCAGUAUGAUCCCAAGUCUAUUACGCAGGGAUUGUGAGAGGGGAAGCAAACAGAUUCUGAUAUUAAUGAAUUCUGGGGCCACUCUUAAUCUCAUAUCUCAGAAAUUGAUAGAGGUGGUACAAAAGUACUAUAAAGCAGCAGUAAUGUUUCAAGCCAAGAUGGGGAAAGGAGAGCAUAUAUCACUCCAGAGCAGUUGUGAGGUACUACAGAUUUGGGUACACCAUCUAGUGAUGACUGAGGACUCCUAUUUGUUAGAUCUUGGAGAGAUUAAUGUGAUUCUGGGAAUGGGACCACUAGCCAAUCAUGGAAAUGCAGAGAAAAUUUUCAGUAAACACAGCAUAAAAUGGUUGGGAGAGGGGCAGUAUGCAACAAAGUCAUUGUCUCUAUUCUUUCUUGCUAUGCUCUUUCGGGCUAUGAAAGGAGUGACCAUGAAGGUUGGAAUCAGGAAAGUAUAGGUUCAGAAAUCUGUGAGGUAUUGGGAAGGAAGAGGUGCAAGAAUGAAGUGCAAGUGGAAGAUCAUGGCUGAUUCCUAUCACCCGCCUUGAGGACAAGGUGGUUGUUUAGGGGGGGAGCAAUGAUAGGAAUCUGGGUUUUGUAGGCUAUUAAUAAGAAAUAAUAAUAUUAAUAAUAGUAAAGGUACUUGUAGUAGUUUUAAUAGAAGGGAAGGGGUUAUUAGUAAUAUCUAGCAUAUCCAUAUGUGGGUAUUGGCUAUAAAUAGAAGGGAUAACAACGGGUGAGGCAGACUGUUAUUUUGAUUCGUGUGUUGCCUUGUUGCCUAAGAAGUCCCGGUUGCCUUUGUUGCCUACGUUGAGAUAUUUCCUAUCAAUAAACAUCAUCU
This is a messenger RNA of Cuscuta epithymum, 1870 nucleotides long. Lineage: Eukaryota; Viridiplantae; Streptophyta; Magnoliopsida; Solanales; Convolvulaceae. The record is from the annotation of a GenBank genome assembly.